Grosmannia clavigera kw1407 is the source of this 1026-nucleotide messenger RNA. RefSeq lists its product as uncharacterized. Bases 1 to 1026 code for a protein of 341 amino acids. Gene Ontology annotation, biological process: maturation of SSU-rRNA from tricistronic rRNA transcript (SSU-rRNA, 5.8S rRNA, LSU-rRNA). The transcript is spliced from 3 exons. Lineage: Eukaryota; Fungi; Ascomycota; Sordariomycetes; Ophiostomatales; Ophiostomataceae. The record is from RefSeq and is a predicted model, not a curated record. Gene Ontology annotation, cellular component: nucleolus.
AUGGCCACCGUGUUGGGAAAGCGCAAGCCGGCGUCUGCAUCGGCGACAAAGGCCGCCAGCGACAACGACCACGACGGCGACACCAUCCAAGACACGGCAGCCAAGAAGGCGACCAAGGCCAAGACGACGCGCGAGACGACCGUGUCCGAUGACGAGCGCUCGGACUGGUCGGGGCUCUCGGACGAGGACGAAGACGGCGAAAGCGAGAGGGUCAGCAACAGCGACAGCGAGAGCGAUGGCGCCGAACCAGUCACGCCUUCCGUCCAGGUGAUUGACUACAGCAGUGGUGCCUCGGCUGCCGAUCUGGCCGGCAACGUCUCGGGCAUGACAAAGCAGGAGCGCAGAGCCUAUCUGUCUUCCCGCCCGCCGGCCCUCGACGACCGCCGACGAUCCGCCAGCACGACCACGGCCGCUGACACGGCUGCUGCCGACGGCGCCGACGGCGCCAAUACCUUCAAGGACGCCCCCGACCUGCUGGCCAACGAUCUGGCGCUGCAGCGGCUCAUCGCCGAGUCGCAUCUGCUGUCGGCCGUGCGGGCUCCCUCCACCACAGGUGCCGAUCCAGCCUCUCUCAAGAGCGCCCGGCCCUUUGCUGCCGGCCGUCUGCGCCAGCAUGCCACCGACCUCCGCAUCCAGGCCGUCGCUCGCCGUGGCGUCAGCGGCUUCGCAUCUUCCCCCGCCGCCUCGGCCGCCUUGGCUGCUCCCCCUAACUCCGCUCACAGCAUCUACACCCAGACCUCCAUGCCCAUGGCCAUCCGCAAAGGCAUCUCCGGCGCCGCCGCCGCCCGCGAGUCCAAACGCCGCCGUGAGGCCCGCGAGAGCGGCAUCGUCCUCGAACGACCCGCUACUAUUUCUGCUGCCUCCUCCUCCAUCCGUCGCCGCCGCCAACGCGCUGUCGACGCACCCUCCGUCGGCCGUCUUCAUGGCUCGGAGCUCCGCCUCCGUGAGAGCGACGUCCGCGCUAUCGAGGGCCACCGCUCAGGCUCCUCUUCCAUUGGCCACAAAAAACACAAAAAGCGGAGAUGA